Messenger RNA from Botrytis cinerea B05.10, 2082 nucleotides. RefSeq lists its product as hypothetical. The transcript has a single exon. NCBI's taxonomy places the organism in Eukaryota, Fungi, Ascomycota, Leotiomycetes, Helotiales, Sclerotiniaceae. The record is from RefSeq and is a predicted model, not a curated record. Bases 475 to 1698 code for a protein of 407 amino acids.
GGGUGGAUUGGGAAAAGCAAUCUGCCGAAGGCAACCAGUUAUUUAACACGUCGCCUUUGUGGGAUGCGAUUGCUACAUGACAUGAAGACAGAAAGGUAAGUCAUAUUUCGGUCAUUUGUCGUCAACACUCAAACACAGCAUAUGAUUACAAUAACGGGUGCUCUACGAUAUUGCUGAGGGGCAAAGCCAUGGAGGGGGGAAGGAUAAGGAUAAAGUCGAAGCGGUUCUCAGUAUCUCAAAAUUUUGGUGCAUAUGUUACUUCUUACAUCAUUUUAGUUUGCACCUUUUGAACGAAUACAUUGGAGCUUGCUUGAACUUUUAACAAACGCACGCUUUUUUCUUCGCCACUCACUUUUAUUCUUUACAACUCUCAUUCUAUACACUACCCACCCAAUACUUACUACUCUGCUUUUGACUCGCUUCACUCACAAAACUCGCAAGUCAGCCAACCCAGUUUCAACAUCACUCUGGGCAAUGUCAGCGUUGAUACCUCUAUCCCCAUACGUUCCCCCACGAGCACGCGUUCUCUCACCGUCUGAUCGAUAUCCCGGUGGUGCCCGGGGAAACGCCCAUCACGGACCCCUCCUCCGCAAUUCUUUCGAUAAUGGCUAUAAUGCCCUCGGAGGUGGCGCUAUGAUACCCGUUCCUGUAUUCGGUGCCCGGGCCGGACAUGGAGCACUUGCUCGUGGAGGUGGCGCUGGAAGAAACUACAACGAUAUGAACAUGCAUAUGAACAUGGUCAUGCCAAUGAGGAGAGGAAGUGUGGAUAUCUCCUACCAUGGAAUUCCACACGCACACGGUCAUUCGCUAAUGGAUCCGCGCAUGCGACACGCACCGCAGGUACAAGUUGUAGAUCCGUCGGCUAUGUUCAGGGAUCCGUGGAGAGGAGGGGGUAUAGGGGCUUGUACACAGGAACCUUAUACAUGUCCCUGUCACGAAUGUGAAGUUUUACGUUUGCCGCUUGCGCCGUUAGCUGUGGGAUGUCAUCAUGACAAUCGCGGACAUUCACAUGCGAUGGAUUUGCAUAAUCAUUGUUGCUCCGGAGGUGGAGGACAUAAGGAAUCUACAUCGUCUUCUUCCGGUGGUGGGAGCAAGGAAAAAUCUAGUUCGGGAGGCGGAGGUGGAGGCGGGGGUAGUGGAGGAAGUAACAAGAAAGAAUAUGGAUUUCCCACAAAAGAUAUCGUUAUUCGCGGGAAAACAUAUUCGUGCCGCAAAUCUUUUCUAGCCGAUCAAGGAAAAUUCGAAGAUUCGCUCGUUAAAAUGAUGGAAAAGAAGAAGGAGGAUGAAAUUCCAAACACGGUUCUCGAUUCCCUCUUCUCCUGCAUCAAUGAAGAAAAAGUUCUCUCUUCCGCCUCGGCCCAUGAUCUCGUUACCCUCAAUGUUCUUUCUUCUUCCUUGGGUAUCAAGAGCGUGAUGGAGAAAUCGCUCGCGCAGUUGAAGAAACAGUGUUCGGAUAAUAUUGUUAGUGGGAGCACGUUGACGGGCAUCGUGGUGACGAUUAUGAUGAGCGCGAAAGUGGAUGAGGGGUUGAGGGAGUGGUUGAAGAAAUACAUUAAGGGGUGGGGCUUGUGGGAGGAGUUGCAGGGCUUUGCGAUGUAUGUUCGGUGUGUGGAGGAUCAUCCGGAGAUUCAUACCGGGUUGUUGGAGUUGCUGGGGUUGAGGAGGAAGGCGGAUGGGGAGGGGUAUAGGAUUAUUUAGAAGGGGGGAGCGAGAGGGAUAGAGGUGGGCGUGGGGAAUGGAUGAUGGAUGAUGGAUGAUGGGUGAUGGGUGGAGGGAAAGAGGGAAAUGAGCAAGAGGGGGGUCGGAGAGGAGAAAUAAGAGGAAAAUCUUCCAGUGAUGGUUGGAUAGGAUAAGAUAGGAUAGGACAGACUGGAAAAAUUUGGUGAUUUCACUUCUUCUUCUUCUUCUUCUUCUUCUUCUGAAAUAAAUUACAAUGCAUCAAAAUGAAGGAAAAGAAUAUCAUGUUCUGGAAGUCUGUCAAGUCAAUCCGUAGUUAGUAUAGUAUAGUAUAGUAUAAUAGUAUAGCUGAUAGUGUUUUUUAUUUAUUUAAUUGUAUGCUAGUAUGUUAUGUUAUAUUGUUUA